This is a messenger RNA of Lathyrus sativus (Indian pea), 699 nucleotides long. NCBI's taxonomy places the organism in Eukaryota, Viridiplantae, Streptophyta, Magnoliopsida, Fabales, Fabaceae. The record is from the annotation of a GenBank genome assembly.
AUGGCGACUCCACCGGUGGUCAGAUUUCCGAUCUUCGCAACGGUUAGAGCGAUUGGAGUUCUCAUCAUUCUGUUACUCUUAACGUGGGUUCUUCAUUUCCGAGGAGGUCUCGCUCUCUUUUCCGAUAACAAAGAUCUCAUCUUCAAUGUUCAUCCGGUUUUGAUGGUGAUUGGGCUUGUUCUAAUCAAUGGUGAAGGGAUGCUUGCAUACAAGACGAUAUCUGGAACUAAAAACUUCAAAAAAUCAGUUCAUCUGGCAUUACAGCUUAUCGCUCUCAUUUUGAGCAUAAUCGGUCUCUGGGCUGCUUGGAAGUUUCACAAUGACAAGGGCAUUGACAAUUUCUACAGCCUGCAUUCAUGGUUAGGCCUUGCAUGCCUUCUCCUCUUCUUCAUCCAGUUGGCUGCUGGAUUUGCAACAUUUUGGUAUCCAGGAGGGUCAAGAAACAGUAGAGUUGCACUAAUGCCAUGGCAUGUAUUCUUUGGUACCUAUAUCUAUGCUUUGGCUAUAGCUACAACAACUACUGGUCUUUUAGAAAAAGCUACAUUCCUUCAAACCAACAAUGUCAUUUCGCGAUAUUCCAAUGAAGCAAUUCUGGUGAACUUCUUAGGCAUUUUGGUUGUUGCUUUAGGUGGCUUUGUUAUUCUUGGUCUCGUUACGCCGACUUUUAAUAAAGCUGAUGUUUUAAGAGGAAAUGAAUGA